GGUACGAACUAGACAUCUCCUUGCGCUGCUUAAAAGAAAAUUUCAACCGGGCAGGCUUCUUUGAUACCCGUAGCCCUUUGUGAUCUGUCUCUUAACCCAUCUCCCCGCAUUGCUGCACCUCGCCUCCGACAUGUCAUCGACCAACCCCGCGGUAGCUCGUCCUGCCCGCCCUGUGAUGCAGCAGAGGUUCUCCAGCAGUUCCUUCAUCCAGGACCACCAACAAUACAAAGCUCCCGCUUCCAUCACCCCGACGAUUGGUAACGUACUCGAAAAUGCUACUGAGUCGAGUCCCUCGCCCAUUCCACGCGUCGCGAAUCCCAUCUCUCCGGAUCCCAAAAAAGUGACCGACAGUGGUAUCGUACACAGUAUCUUCCAACACCGGGAUGCGGUUCUUCCUCAAGGAACACCAAAGCUUGUUGCGACAAUAUUCUACAAGUCCUCCGAUCCAGUACAUCCACAUCUUCACCCCGACUCGUCUCCCCAUGCUCGCCUUGGGGAUAAACUUCCUCACCCCAUGGUACCUGUCGGUUCGGCGCCAACCAUUGACAUCGAGAAACUCCCACGCGAGCCCCCGGCACCCGAACCCGAACCUUUGGAUCACUUGUACGGCCCGUAUGUGUCACAGCUGUGCUUGACCAAUUUCCUUCAAAUCAUCGAAUCCCUCCCCAUCCCGCACCAGCGUAUGAACACCUCACACCGAUGCCUCGAUACGCAGGAGCAGCCCCGCGUCGUCGAAGUCACCUUUGCUCCUCCUCCGAACCCCGACUACCUUAGUUUUGAAGACCUCCGCAAGCAUGAAAGCAUAUGGCGAUUCGAGAGAGAGUGGAAUGUGGAGGUUGUCCUGCAGAGGGAGAGCGCCUUCCGCAGGCAUAAGCGCUUGGUUGUUUUCGAUAUGGACAGCACUCUAAUCCAGAACGAGGUGAUUGAUGAGAUAGCCAAGUUUAUUGGUGUUGAGAAGGAAGUUUCUGUUAGUAUUUCACAGUGCGCUGCUUGUUAGUCUCUGGAUCUGAUGUUUGCGACAGGAAAUCAC
Messenger RNA from Aspergillus nidulans FGSC A4, 1030 nucleotides. RefSeq lists its product as uncharacterized. The transcript has a single exon. Lineage: Eukaryota; Fungi; Ascomycota; Eurotiomycetes; Eurotiales; Aspergillaceae. The record is from RefSeq and is a predicted model, not a curated record. The coding region runs from base 131 to 997 and encodes 288 amino acids.